This is a messenger RNA of Temnothorax curvispinosus, 1402 nucleotides long. Its product is annotated as dnaJ homolog subfamily C member 17. The record is from RefSeq and is a predicted model, not a curated record. The transcript is spliced from 7 exons. Gene Ontology annotation, cellular component: spliceosomal complex. Gene Ontology annotation, molecular function: RNA binding. Gene Ontology annotation, biological process: spliceosomal complex disassembly. The coding region runs from base 119 to 1090 and encodes 323 amino acids. Lineage: Eukaryota; Metazoa; Arthropoda; Insecta; Hymenoptera; Formicidae.
GUGUUUAGACAAGGAAUAAACUGAGGUUAACUUACUAAAAGUGUGUUUUGUGUUGCGGUAAUUAUACAGUUUAUUUUAUCGAUAUUUGAGGUGAAGCCCCUAAUUACCCAAAUCAAUAAUGGAUCCACUUACACAAAUGGAUUUAUAUGGAUUGCUUGGUGUAGAGCCAACAGCUUCUAUGCCAGAGAUCAAAAAGGCAUAUCGCAAGAAAGCUUUGACGUGCCAUCCCGACAAGAAUCCUGACAAUCCAAGAGCCGCGGAAUUAUUUCAGGAACUCUCUAAAGUACUGGAAAUAUUAACAGACCCAAAGGCCAGGGCAGCAUAUGAUCAAGCUAUCGCUGCCAGGAAGCAGGCGAAGGAACGCGUUAGACAAUUUGAUGCCAAGAGGAAAAAAUUGAAGGAGGACUUAGAGGCACGCGAGGAGGCCUAUAGGAGAUCAUGUGAGUCUGUGCCUGAGACUAAAUCCGACGGCGAACGAACAAAAGCGGAAGUGAAAAGAUUACAAGAAUGGUGGUACAAGCGAAUAGAAGAAGAGAUGUUCUUCACGCGAGAACUCUUGAAGAAGCUUUACGGCUCAUCGGACGCUUCAACGUCUAAUGUGGGAGACUUUCGAAUCAAGAUAAGAUGGAAGGUACAAGAUGGUGAUCAGACAAAUGGAUACAAUUAUGAUAAUCUACAUAAAAUGUUUUCCAAGUACGGGGACAUAGAGGGUCUUGUUAUAUCAUCUACAAAGAAAGGCAGCGCCAUGAUUGAAUUUAGAGAUAAGAGUGCAGCGGAAACAGCGCUCCAGACAGAAAUCGGUUUAGCCCAAAACCCAUUAACGCUACGUGCUCUGUGGGAUACACAGAAACGUUCAAGCGGUGUUGCGAGUAGCGCAAAUUCUAACGUUGAAAAGCCUACAUCUCCUGCAGCCGCACAUUUUAACAGCACGCCAUGUGGGUCUGUCAGUUUUCCUUCUGCACCUAAUAUAUUCACGCAGCAGGCAAGAAUGUCAGAUGCAGAGCUUGAAAGUACCGUAUUAGCUAAUUUAAGGAGAGCAGAAGAGCGCAAGAAGCUCAUAGAGGAACUGAAGGCAGAAGAAGGAACUUAAUCCCGGAACUAUCAAAAGAACUCAUCCGUUUGUGUAUUAAUUUUUUCUAUGUAAGAAAUAUAUCCAUAAUGAAAAAAGAUCUAUUCUUAAUAUUUAACUUUACUCAGCUCGUCAAAUGUAAAACGUAAUACAGUUGAAAUGGCAUUUAACGUGUAUCGUUUGCUCCACGCGUCGUUCGUUGUUAAAUAAUUUAUAAAUACAUUCUUCAAAUAUUAGCACCCUCUUUCAUGCUAGAAAAUGCUAUUUUUAAAUGCGUUUCUUGUAUUAAUCUCGUGCUCUGUAUUAUUUCACGUAUUAAGAAUCCAGACACAA